AUGUUUUCAAGGGUUUAUAUAUUUUUAUGUUUAUUAUUAUUUUUUAUUUUAGGUAAUGUUGAAAAUUUUGUUCAUUGCCAAAUAAAGUAUGUUAGUGGACCACAAGAAGUAUCAUUAACUGCAAUUGAACCAUUGAAUCAAUUUUCAUGGUAUCCAACAUCAUCAAAAGAUAGUAGUUGCGAUGUCAAAUUAAAGGUAUUACUUGAAAAUUCAAAUGGUGAAAUUCCUCCAGGUUCUUUAAUAACUACUUCUUCAAUUAAAAUUACCAGUUUAAAUGGAAAUCAAUUCAUAUUAUCAACAUCAAUAUCAUUUGAUGCUUUUCAAUUCUCAAUAGAUGUUAAUUCAGCAAAUGGACUUACAUCUUUCAACAUAGAUUUAUCAUGUAAUAAAAUUGAUUUUAAUAAAACAAAACCUGAAAUUAUUGGUAAUGGACCAGGAUAUAAUGAUUUUGAAAAUUUUCAUUCAUUUUUAAAAAUUGAAGGAUUUGAUGGAGUAAAACCUAAAACUUUUUUAACUGAUGAAACUGUUGGAAUCAUUGAAUCAAUAGAGAAUUCUGAUCUUUAUUUAAUCAAAUGGAGUCCAUACUAUAUACCAGAUCAUUUAAAAGGGGAAUGGUCAAUUGAAAUUUUUGAUUCUUUUGGUGGAAAUUAUUUUAAAACAAAAUCUUUUUAUAAUGAUGGUAAAUUAUUAUUAUUAUUAUUAUUAUUAUUAUUAUUAUUAUUAUUAUUAUUAUUAUUAUUAUUAUUAUUAUUAUUUUAUUAUUUUUUUUUUUAUUUUUUUUUCAAAUUUCCAGCUCCACCUAAUCAUUUUCAAAAUGUGGUUUAUUUACCAAAGGAAAUUAGUUCAAUAAUAAAUGAAUUUGGAUUUGGAUUUGGACCUUUAUUAAUUGGAGAGGUACUUUCAAAUUCAAAUAGACCAUUUUUUGUUAUUAGUAAUGGGAAUCUAUCAUAUUAUGGAACACCAAUACGUGGUAAAAAACAAGAUAUGGUUUUUAUCAGUAGUUUUAUUGAAAAUGAGCCAUUUAAUGGUAUAAAUUCUACUGAAUUUACAGUAAACUCACCAGCUGGUCCAUAUAGUUCCCAAAUUAAUUAUGAUUCAUUAAUUAUUAAUAGUAUGUAA
Dictyostelium discoideum AX4 is the source of this 1119-nucleotide messenger RNA. RefSeq lists its product as hypothetical. The record is from RefSeq and is a predicted model, not a curated record. The transcript has 3 exons. NCBI's taxonomy places the organism in Eukaryota, Evosea, Eumycetozoa, Dictyosteliales, Dictyosteliaceae. The coding region runs from base 1 to 1119 and encodes 372 amino acids.